Messenger RNA from Drosophila innubila, 2449 nucleotides. It is a transcript of the gene lovit, whose product is annotated as proton-associated sugar transporter A. NCBI's taxonomy places the organism in Eukaryota, Metazoa, Arthropoda, Insecta, Diptera, Drosophilidae. Gene Ontology annotation, cellular component: membrane. Gene Ontology annotation, molecular function: sucrose:proton symporter activity. The transcript has 7 exons. The record is from RefSeq and is a predicted model, not a curated record. The coding region runs from base 211 to 2109 and encodes 632 amino acids.
AUUUGUCGCUCGUAACUUGGUCGUGAAAUGCGAGUUCAUUUCUACUUUGAAUGCCAAGUUCGGCGAACGUUGAGUCUUGUGAAAAUAAUGUGCUCAGCUUGGUGUGAAGCCGUAUAAAUAUUUGAAUUUACAAUAAUAAAGCAGACCGCGCUCGUUACUUUCGUAACAAAUUUCUAUCAUAACUAAAUCAAUAUACAUAAAAUAAUAAGAAUGGAAAAGUUACAUGAAUAUCAAGGGUUAACCGGUCGACUCCACCAAUGGAGAGACAACAUAAGGGAAAAGUUCAGUACGAAUCAAGAAAAUUCAACCAGCUUUUUGGAAAAAGUCAAAAGUACCGCCAGAGAUCAACUGAAAGGAAACGCAAGUGCAAAUGCGGAUUAUUCACAUAUUUAUAGACACAAAACCAGAGCAGAGCUUAUCCGAGUAUCCGCUGCUGUGAUGGGCAUUGAGUUCUCAUAUGCGGCAGAAACAGCUUUUGUGUCCCCAACCUUGCUUAAAAUCGGCGUGGAGCAUCAGCACAUGACAUUGGUUUGGGCGUUGUCUCCUUUGGUUGGAUUCUUUCUUUGCCCCAUAUUGGGCUCAUUUUCAGAUCGUUGCAAGUUAAACAUUGGACGUCGACGCCCAUUCAUAAUUCUUUUAUCAAUAGGAGUUUUUCUCGGAUUGAUAUUGGUCCCAAAUGGGGAAAACUUGGGAUAUUGGUUCGGGGAUGUUGAUCCACAUUUGCAAGCUGCUGCAAUGAAUACGACGUAUAAUAUAACGUAUAAUUAUUUAAACAUAAUUCCUCACAAAACAACGGCCUCAAAAUCGGAUAAUGUGGUUCAUUCAAAGACCUCGCAUCCUUGGGGUAUUUUCUUUACUGUGCUUGGCACUGUUCUACUUGAUUUUGAUGCAGACGCCUGUCAAAGUCCCUCCAGAGCAUACCUGUUGGAUGUGUGCAUUCCAGAAGAUCAUGCCAAAGGACUAUCUACAUUCACCAUUAUGGCUGGCCUAGGAGGCUUCUUUGGCUAUUCAAUGGGUGGCUUGAACUGGGAUGAAACGGAAAUAGGGAGACGUCUAGGGGGUCAUGUAAAGGCCGUUUUCACGAUAAUUACAUUCAUUUUUAUCGCCUGUGUGUCAUUCACAAUAACCAGUUUUACUGAAAUUCCCCUAUGGGUGCUAUCAAAUCCGAAAUCGAAAAUGGGCCCAAAUGAAAAAUCCGAAUUGGAAAACACAUCCACUAGUUAUGGAGCUAUAAACAAUGAUGAUGAGUAUAAAAACAAUAAAAAUGUUGAUGAGUUGACAACUGUGGCGGCAUCGGAACAAGGUUUUUCAAAUAAAGAGAAUGUGGGCGAAACAUCUUUUACAGAAAAUCAAGAUGGGAUGCACAGAUUUGAAUCCGCAACGGACUUUUCUGUACCACAAAAUGGCGACGAAGUCCAAUCCUUAUCACAUUACUUACUUUCUAUCGUGUAUAUGCCCUACUCCCUGCGCAUAGUUUGCCUCACAAACCUCUUCUGCUGGAUGUCGCAUGUUUGCUACUCGCUCUAUUUUACCGACUUUGUGGGGGAGGCUGUCUUCAACGGUGAUCCAAGAGCAAUGGAAGGAACAAUACCACAACGAAAAUACGAAGAAGGUGUUCGCUUCGGAUGCUGGGGUAUGGCGAUGUAUUCCCUAUCUUGCGCAUGCUACUCACUGGUUAUAGAUAAGCUUAUCCAACGAUUUAGGGCAAAAUCUGUAUAUGUUGGAGGACUUCUCUUCUAUUGCGUUGGAAUGACACUAAUGGCGUUAACACGCGCUAAAUUCAGUGUCAUUCUCUUUAGUUGGACGGCAGGUGUAAUGUACUCUACACUCUUCACCAUGCCCUACUUGCUUGUGGCACAUUACCAUUCCGUUGACACAUUUGAAGUAGACGGAAGCGGUUGUGCAAAAUUGGGAUCUGGAGUACGGGGCUUAGGUACCGACGUUGCCAUUGUUAGCAGCAUGGUUUUCUUAGCCCAAUUUAUUCUAUCAAUGUGUAUGGGUAUAAUUGUUAAACUUGCUGGAACAACAACAGCUGUUAUUAGCACUGCCAGUUUUUUAAGUUUCUGCGGAGCUUUGUCGGCAACAAAAAUUAUUUAUCUAGAUCUAUAAUACUAAAAGUAAAAACAUAAUAUACAUCGAGCCCUAUUUGCAUAAAUAACGUAAGCGCCAAAAAGCAAAUUUUACAAGAAAGAGUUUUUUUGAGUUGUCGUGUGUCGUGUUUCGUAUGCCGUCUGUCGCUUACGUUAUAAUUGACUGCCCAAUAUCUCCGCAAAUAUAUAAAAUUAAAAUUUAAUAUUUUUAGUUCAUAUGCGGUUGGUAAUUAUGUAUCAAAAACAAAUUUCGGCGAAAUGGCGCUUACGUUAUUUAUGCAAAUUAGACUCGAUAUUUAUAAUAAGAUUUGUUGUUUCAUGAUAUCUGAUAAAAAAUAAAAUGAAUUCAUGUCCGUUAA